Osmerus eperlanus (European smelt) is the source of this 1994-nucleotide messenger RNA. It is a transcript of the gene apobec2b, whose product is annotated as apolipoprotein B mRNA editing enzyme, catalytic polypeptide-like 2b. The transcript has 3 exons. Gene Ontology annotation, cellular component: cytoplasm; nucleus. Gene Ontology annotation, biological process: cytidine to uridine editing. Gene Ontology annotation, molecular function: RNA binding; cytidine deaminase activity. NCBI's taxonomy places the organism in Eukaryota, Metazoa, Chordata, Actinopteri, Osmeriformes, Osmeridae. Bases 123 to 944 code for a protein of 273 amino acids. The record is from RefSeq and is a predicted model, not a curated record.
GAAGUCAGACAAGCACACGUACUCGUGCCACCACAAUAGACCUAUUUCUGGGGGGGCUCACACACAGACCUCUCCUCAUACUCUGCCUGACAGCCACUUACUUUGAAACACAAACACACAUCAUGGCUGACAGGAACGCAGGUCGUCCCAUCGUGAAGAAAAAGGAGAAGAAGUCAGAGAACAAAACGGAUAAAGAGAAGGAGAAAGAAAAAGAAGAAAAAGAUAAAGGCGUGAAAAAGCCUGAUAAAACAGCGAAGAAGUCUGAGAAAUCCGAAGAACAACCGCAGACGCAGGAAGAGAAGAAGGGAGAUGGUGGAGCAGGAGCAGGAGAGGGGGCAGAGGGGAAGAUGGAUGGUGUGGAAGAGAAUGGAGAGUUCCAGCCUAUAGACCUGCCACCAUUUGAGAUCGUCACAGGGGAACAAAUGAACCCGUUUUAUUUCAAGUUCCAGUUCAGGAACGUUGAAUACUCAUCCGGGAGGAACAAGACCUUCCUGUGUUUCCGAGUGGAGACACCAGGGGGCAGUGUGGAGCCUCUGCAAGGCUUCAUGGAGGACGAGCAUGCCUUGGCACACGCAGAGGAGGCUUUCUUUCAGCAGGUGCUCCCUCACUAUGACCCCAACCAGUGUUACGAGGUCACAUGGUACGUGACGUCCAGCCCCUGCGUGGCGUGCGCCACCAAACUCGCCGACAUCCUCCGUCAGAGGAAGAAGCUCUGCCUCACCAUCCUCUGCUCCCGCCUCUUCAUGUGGGAGGAGCCAGAGAUAGGGGAGGGGCUAAAGGCCCUAGUGGGCGUGGGCUGUAAGUUGAGGAUGAUGAAGCCGACAGAUUUCCUGAAGGUGUGGGACACCUACGUGGAGAAGGAGGAGCAGAUCUUCGCUCCCUGGGAGGACUGCCAAGACAACUAUGUCUAUUAUGAGGAGAAACUGGCCGAGAUCUUGAAGUAGAAAUGUGUAUUACCUUAUGCUUUACUUUUUUAUUUACCAAAUGUUAGAUAAUUAUAGAUGUCUCUUACAUGCAAGUAUAAGGGAGUGCCUUAUGACGUUUUGCGUCGUAGAAAAACAGCCAUUGGUAUUGGUUAGCAAUACAAAUGUAUUUUUUGUACUUUAACAUACAUAGAAUACUUCUUAAGGUAUAUUAUAUUAACGGGAGGGUUUCAUAUGGAUUUGAAAAACAACACAGCUACUUAAGAAGCACAACUAAGACAGGAAACUGAAGAAAUAGCAACAAGGAUAAAUAUAUACUGUAGCUGCCACCAUCUGGUGGUAUUGUCAAGAACUACACUAUUUAAACAUUCAUAUACUGUACAUGCAAGCUGACAUCCGUUCCAUAGAAGGUUCUGGAAUAUUAACUAUAUUUAAUAGUUUACUAUGUAUUGGUUCAUCCUAUUAUAGACCCAUACUGAGGAUAAGAAGAUAAUAAAAAGGUUUAAAAAGUACUAGCUUUACAUGGACAAAUUGAAUUAGGAUUCAUAUAAAUACAUUGGAAAAUACCUGAAAGAUACAUCAUAAAACAAUACAAAGUAUUUAAUCUUCAGACUUGAACUUAAAUAUACUUCUCAUAACCCAGACAAGACAGGACAAGUAUUUGGCAAAUGGUAGAACGUUAAGUACUACUAUUUCUUCACCUUAGCAUUUUCCCGAGUUCUUCCAGUUGAUUCAGAUACAUGCGGACUCUCCUAAUCUAGACGUUAAGAGCUAAAGUUCUAGCAGUAGACAAAGAGCUCAUGUGUACAGGUUAGGCUGAGAGAUCUAACGGACCAGGUGAUUAUUAAGAAUGGGGGCAGUGGAUGAGAGAGUAGAGCAUUGUGACAUAUUCUGGAUUGUCAAUUGUCCUGAGACAUGAAGGAGACCAUACCUCCGUUUGCCGCCAGUGUGUCAGUGUUCUGAGAUGACAUCACUAAGGGGUGGAAUGAAAGAAACAGUUUGUCACUGUGAGACAGUACCAAAAGGUUUGUAUAUGUAUACGUCCAGUAAAGUAUAGUACAGUACAUUUGG